AUGCCUUCUCUGGCUUCAGCUCGCUACGGAAAGGACAAUGUCCGCGUUUACAAGGUCCACCGCGACCAGGAGACAGGCAUCCAGACGGUUACCGAGAUGACUGUCUGCUGUCUGCUUGAGGGAGCCAUUGACACAUCAUACACAAGGGCCGAUAACAGCGUUGUCGUUGCCACAGAUUCCAUCAAAAAUACCAUAUACGUGAAGGCCAAGGAGAACCCUGUAAACCCCCCCGAGCUAUAUGCUAGCAUCCUUGGCCAGCACUUCCUUGUCACGUAUCCGCACAUCUCUGUCGCCAAUGUCAGUGUCGUGGUCCACCGCUGGACGCGCAUGACCAUAGACGGCAAACCCCACCCGCACAGCUUCUACCGCGAUGGCGAGGAGACCCGGAACGUCGAAGCCGUCGUCAAGAGGGACGGCAUCGAAAUCAAGAGCGGGAUUUCUGGGCUGACGGUUCUGAAGAGCACCGGGUCUGCCUUCUAUGGAUUCAUCCGUGACGACUUCACCACACUGGCUGAAACCUGGGAUCGCAUCUUGUCAACCGACGUGAACUGUGGCUGGACAUGGGAGAGGUUCCCCAACUUGGGGGCCGUCCAGAGCGGUGUGGCCCAGUUCGACAAGACCUGGGAAGAUGCCCGCAACCUCACUAUGAAGACGUUUGCUGAGGAUGAGAGCGCGUCGGUGCAGAAUACCAUAUAUAAGAUGUGCGAGCUGAUCCUCGAGGCGGCUCCAGGGGUUGGGAGGGCCAAUUACUCGCUGCCCAACAAGCAUUAUUUCGAGAUUGACUUGAGCUGGCACAAUGGAUUGAAGAACACGGGCAAGGACGCUGAAGUCUAUGCUCCCCAAUCUGGUCCCAACGGGUUGAUCAAGUGCGAAGUCUCUCGCUCCUAA
Phialemonium atrogriseum is the source of this 888-nucleotide messenger RNA. RefSeq names its product uricase. Bases 1 to 888 code for a protein of 295 amino acids. The transcript is spliced from 3 exons. Gene Ontology annotation, biological process: urate catabolic process; purine nucleobase catabolic process. The record is from RefSeq and is a predicted model, not a curated record. NCBI's taxonomy places the organism in Eukaryota, Fungi, Ascomycota, Sordariomycetes, Cephalothecales, Cephalothecaceae. Gene Ontology annotation, molecular function: urate oxidase activity. Gene Ontology annotation, cellular component: peroxisome.